AUGUUGCAAUAUUUUAUACAUGUGGAUAGUAUUCCUAAUGAUAUUCCUAAAGAAAUAUUUAAUGAUCUAACUCUUAUUAUAAAUGAUAAACUCUUUAAAACCUCUUGUCCUUAUUUUAAUUUUAAUGAAAAAAUCCACAAACCAACAGAAUUAAUGAAAUUACGUAUAUUUAAUGCUAAUGCUGAUACAUUUCAAAGUAUGCUGAAGGAUAUAAAUAAGUCAGAUGAGUGUUCAUUAAAAAGAUAUGUAUACAAAUGUAUUGAGGUAUAUAGAGAAAUAAAUUCCGCGUACUGCUCUGGAGGAGAUGAUAUGAAAGAAGAAAACCGAAAUUCAUGUGAUAUAAUACGUCAAUUUAAUAACUUGUAUACAUUUUAUAUUUUUAAUAAGGAAGGCAUACUUCAUAAUUUUCCAGAAUUGUCUUCUAAUACUCCUACAAAUAUUAUAGUUGGUUGCCCAUCAGAAGAAAUUGAGUAA
Molecule: messenger RNA, 474 nt
Organism: Plasmodium cynomolgi strain B
Lineage: Eukaryota; Apicomplexa; Aconoidasida; Haemosporida; Plasmodiidae
Exons: 2
Coding region: 1-474 (157 amino acids)
Source: RefSeq, a predicted model, not a curated record